Messenger RNA from Haliotis rufescens (red abalone), 1278 nucleotides. Its product is annotated as tRNA-splicing endonuclease subunit Sen34-like. The transcript is spliced from 6 exons. Bases 116 to 979 code for a protein of 287 amino acids. Gene Ontology annotation, biological process: tRNA-type intron splice site recognition and cleavage; tRNA splicing, via endonucleolytic cleavage and ligation. Gene Ontology annotation, molecular function: tRNA-intron lyase activity; nucleic acid binding. The record is from RefSeq and is a predicted model, not a curated record. NCBI's taxonomy places the organism in Eukaryota, Metazoa, Mollusca, Gastropoda, Lepetellida, Haliotidae. Gene Ontology annotation, cellular component: tRNA-intron endonuclease complex.
AUCACUACAUUUAGUGUCAUGGCGGCGCCCGGUGAUCAUGUUUUCUUCCGUAUGUCGUCACAUUAACUAGCGCUGUAAUCGUUGUCAUAGGCUCAAAAGACAGGAAAAGAAGAAAAUGUCGAGUAAAGUGAAACUUGUACUCACACACGGCAGGGUGUUUGUCUGGAAUGCAGAAGAUGUUCGCAUUUUGCGUGAAGAUUAUCGCAUUGUUGGCACAUUGGUUGGAUGUCUUCCUCGUGCCCCUCGUCAGAAUGUCCAUCUUGGACUACCCGUGCAGCUGAUGCCUGAAGAAACUCAACUACUUCUCAGUAAAGGUGUUGUGGAGCUAGUUGAUGGUGGAAGUCUUCCAGAGCCAGAUGAGAAGAAAGCCGAAACAUUCAGAAAUAUGCGAACAGAAAAUUAUGAGGGACAGAUUGAAUCCUUCAGACAAGAUCGGAAACGGGAAAUUUACCGCCACAUGAGUAAAAUAAAAGAAGGCAAGAAAGCAAAGAAGCAAAAGGUAUUGGAGGAGAGGAGAAAAGCAGGGGAGAAAAUAGCGCAGGAAGAAGAAACAGAGGAAGAGUUUAAUGUGGAGCAGAUUUCAAUUCCUGCCAUAGCAGAGGACAACUCCAUGGUUCAGAUUUUCACUGAGAGUCCGUGGCAAGAUGUGCUCCAGCCAGUGACAGAUGAAUGGAAGUAUCCCCAGUCAGAGCAUGAACGCCUCCGAAGUCAGGUGUUCUCACACCUGUGGGGCAGAGGCUACUACAUGACUGGGGGAGGGAAGUUUGGAGGAGACUUCCUUGUAUACCCAGGUGACCCAUCACGCUUCCAUUCAUUCUACAUCGCUAUCUGCAAGCUCCACCAAGUGAAGCUAACUGCUUUGGAUAUCAUAUCCAUGGGUCGACUGGGAUCUAAUGUCAAGAAGACUGUUCUACUUUGCUCUAUAGACAGUGAGGAUAAAGUUGUGUGUACAUCACUGCAGUGGACCGGCAUCAGUUGAUCACCUGUGUCCUGUGUUAGUGGGAUGAAGAUUGUCUUCAGUAGUCAUUCCUGGAUGCCUUGACUGACACGAUUUCCUGAACAUAUGAAAUAUUAGUCACUGUCUGUGUAUUUUCACCAAAGUUGUGAUACAAUAUGUCCACAUGGGUGCCAGUAUAUUAAAUACAGUGAUAGAUGAAGAUCUGGGGUAGAAUAGGUCUUCAGCUUCCCAUACUUGCCGUAAUGGGUGACAAUGCUUGUCGUAGGAGGUGAAUAACAAAUUUGGGUGGUCAGGCAUCGUAUCCCAAUUGCGUGGAUGGA